AAAGGACCUCCUUCGCUGAACUGUGAUGCAUAACGGCGCAUACCUCAACAGUGAGCAACUGCGCCUGUUAGUCAGCGAGGAUGAUCUGGCACAAAAUGAAAUGCCGGUUUCAGAAUUCGUGAGGAUACGGUCGAAACCGACAGCUUGGCUUUGAGUAAAAAUGCAAAACAACGGAUAACCGCAGUUGAAAAAGUUGACAGAUCUUUUUCCUAUGUGUUGAAACCAAGUUAACGAACCGUCGGAUUAUCUAAAAAUGGAGUUGGAGGAAUGCAAAAUAUCCGUGUGGGUUUGCCGGGAGGAGAAGCUUGUUUCUGGGCUGUCAAGACGCACUACCUGCGCCGAUGUUGUCAGAGUGCUGCUGGAAGACCAGAACUUACAGCAGGGCGCAUCUGCAGCUAUGCUCUCCGGCUCUCCACAGUCAUAUUGCAUCGUGGAGAAAUGGAGAGGAUUUGAGAGGAUUUUGCCGAACAAAACAAAAAUCCUCCGUCUCUGGACAGCGUGGGGUGAUGAACAAGAAAAUGUGAGGUUUGUGUUGGUGAAAAAUGCGGCGUCUUUACCUAACAACGGUCCCCGGAGCGCAGAGGCGCGGGUCGUACUUAGCAAAGAGAGUCCUUGCGUGUACAAGGGAACAGCGAGGACGACGAUGGCUUUCUCCCAGGAAAAGCAGCGGCGUAUUGUCAGAAAGGCGUUCAGAAAGUUGGAUAAAAUCAAUAAGAAGAGAGAGGAAGCUUUAUCUAAGGACGCGUCUUCAGUGGAGAAAAUGGAAACUUUAGUGCACCUGGUAAUAUCGCAAGACCACACCAUCCGUCAGCAGAUUCAAAGGAUUAAAGAACUGGACCGAGACAUCGACAGGUUUGAGGCGAAGGUUCACUUUGACAGGAUGAAAAGGCAUGGGAUCAAUUACGUGCAGGACACAUACUUGGUCGAAGGGAAGCCGGAGGCUGAGUCAAAGGGGAACAGCGGCAAGCCGUGUUCCGCGGAGGCUCUGGCUCAAUUCGAGGAGUACGCCAGCAGAUGCGAGGAGGUCAUUAGACUGCAAGAGGAGCUGGCCGAGCACGAGGCGCUCAUGGACAGUAUUACAGUGGAGAUCCAGGAGGAGCUGAAUCAAAGGUGGAUGAAGCGACGGCAAGACGAGCUCUCCAGUGCAGACGCAGAGGGCAGCGUAGGGGAGCCCGCGAUCAGGGUAACGACAGCUACCCAGGUGACAGAGAAAGACGUGCCCCCUCCAGAGCUUGACAUUUCAUCGGAUAACGAGUUGCUUUUGGAGGAAGAGAGAAUCAAAACGCAGUUGGACACGAGUUUAUAUAUUGGACUUCGCUUGAACACGGAUUUAGAGGCUAUUAGAGGUGAUUUGGACACGAGCCAGGAGCUGUGGGACGCGAAAGUAAACGAGCUAAAGGUUUUGCUCGAAAAAGUGGAGUCUCUGGAUUUAGAGGAAGUUGUGAAACCGUCGGUGAAGGGCACAGAAAGCGGUUCUGCGGUAACCGAGAGUGAAAUGUUGCCUUCUUUAGAGACGAACACCGGAUGGGUGGAACAGGCUAGGGGGCUUUCAAAGAAAUGCGACACGAAUGACGAGGACUCGGACACCGGACUCAGCUCAAUGCACAGCCAGGACUCGGACAACGCACCUGUCUGCGAGUCGCUAGUAUAACUAGUUCAAAACGCUUACACAUUCACCCAAUAAACUCAGGAAAACGUGCAUUUCACAAUACUUAAACGUGUUAUUCCCUUUGCUAAAAGGACGAGAAAAAACGCCCGCAUGCGUAGCCUAAUAAGUUACAUCAAUUAAAGCAUAUCUGAACCAUGCGACGUAGUUUGCCACUAAAAUACUCACCAGUAGUCUGACAGAGUUGUUCAAUAACCGAAUAUAAAUGCGUAUCCCGUCCGUAACACCAGACAUAGUAUUGACAAGCUGGAAAAAAACAUUCAAUUAUAUGCUUAUGUGUUCCAAAUGUAUAUGCGUAAUUCGCAAUGUUAUUUAUAACAAAUGUGUAGAACUAAGGAACAAUGGACGACUGCAUUGUAAUUGCUGAGAAGAAAAACGUGUUAGAUGGAUUUUGGUUUGUAAACACAAAGGUUGUUGUGAAAUUAAAAGGAGAUUCAAAUAA
Messenger RNA from Conger conger (European conger), 2108 nucleotides. Its product is annotated as ras association domain-containing protein 10-like. The coding region runs from base 254 to 1651 and encodes 465 amino acids. The transcript has a single exon. Lineage: Eukaryota; Metazoa; Chordata; Actinopteri; Anguilliformes; Congridae. The record is from RefSeq and is a predicted model, not a curated record. Gene Ontology annotation, biological process: signal transduction.